Messenger RNA from Manis pentadactyla (Chinese pangolin), 1206 nucleotides. RefSeq names its product G protein-coupled receptor 21 (gene GPR21). Gene Ontology annotation, cellular component: membrane. The transcript has a single exon. NCBI's taxonomy places the organism in Eukaryota, Metazoa, Chordata, Mammalia, Pholidota, Manidae. Gene Ontology annotation, biological process: G protein-coupled receptor signaling pathway. Gene Ontology annotation, molecular function: G protein-coupled receptor activity. Bases 138 to 1187 code for a protein of 349 amino acids. The record is from RefSeq and is a predicted model, not a curated record.
CAAGAGCUUGGGGACUAAGGCUCCUUUGGCAUUAUUACAGACACACAGAGCUGACCGCAAUGACAGCAGCUGCUCUUUUGAACUGUUGGCAGCAGCCAAGCGGCAGCAUGAAGUGAGAGAUUACUCCUGAGCUCAAGAUGAACUCUACUUUGGAUGGUAAUCAGAGCAGCCGCCCUUUUUGCCUCUUGGCAUUUGGCUAUUCAGAAACUGUCGAUUUUUGCCUUUUGGAAGUAUUGAUUAUUGUCUUUCUAACUGUAUUGAUUAUUUCUGGCAACAUCAUUGUGAUUUUUGUAUUUCACUGUGCACCUUUGUUGAACCACCAUAAUACAAGUUAUUUUAUCCAGACUAUGGCAUAUGCUGACCUCUUGGUUGGGGUAAGCUGCCUGGUCCCUUCUUUAUCACUCCUCCACUACCCCCUUCCAGUAGAGGAGUCCUUGUCUUGCCAGGUAUUUGGCUUUGUAGUAUCAGUUCUGAAGAGUGUCUCCAUGGCCUCUCUGGCUUGUAUCAGCAUUGAUAGAUACAUUGCUAUCACUAAACCUUUAACCUACAAUACCCUGGUCACACCCUGGAGACUACGCCUGUGUAUUUUUCUGAUUUGGCUAUACUCCACCCUGGUCUUCCUGCCUUCCUUUUUCCACUGGGGCAAACCUGGAUAUCAUGGAGAUGUGUUUCAGUGGUGUGCAGAAUCCUGGCACACUGACCCCUACUUCACCAUGUUCAUCGUGAUGAUGUUAUAUGCCCCGGCAGCCGUCACUGUGUGCUUCACCUAUUUCAACAUCUUCCGCAUCUGCCAACAGCACACUAAAGAAAUCAGCGAAAGGCAAGCCCGCUUCAGCAGCCAGAGUGGGGAGACUGGGGAGGUGCAGGCGUGUCCCGAUAAGCGCUAUGCUAUGGUACUGUUCCGAAUUACUAGUGUAUUUUACAUCCUCUGGUUGCCAUACAUUAUCUACUUCUUAUUGGAGAGCUCCACUGGCCACAGCAACCGCUUUGCAUCCUUCUUAACCACCUGGCUUGCUAUUAGUAACAGUUUCUGCAACUGUGUAAUUUAUAGUCUCUCUAACAGUGUCUUCCAAAGGGGACUAAAGCGCCUCUCAGGGGCCAUGUGUACUUCUUGUGCAAGUCAGACCAUAGCUAAGGACCCUUACACAGUUAGGAAUAAAGGUCCCCUUAAUGGAUGCCAUGUCUGAAGUGGUCAGAUACUGGGUG